This is a messenger RNA of Armigeres subalbatus, 3622 nucleotides long. It is a transcript of the gene SWIP, whose product is annotated as WASH complex subunit 4. NCBI's taxonomy places the organism in Eukaryota, Metazoa, Arthropoda, Insecta, Diptera, Culicidae. The record is from RefSeq and is a predicted model, not a curated record. Gene Ontology annotation, cellular component: WASH complex; endosome. The transcript is spliced from 9 exons. The coding region runs from base 122 to 3523 and encodes 1133 amino acids. Gene Ontology annotation, biological process: endosomal transport; endosome organization.
AAGUACAAUCCUUUUUCAAUUGUUUACCUACAGUUUUAUGUUUGUUUAGUUUGUGCUCCAAUUUUGUGUGAUAUUUUUAUCGGAAUUCGGCAAAGAUUUUGUGAUUUUACAUCCAUGUACAAUGCACCGGAAUCAGCAGAACUUGAAUUAUUAUGGAGCAACACAAAUCAAAGAGUUCGGAAUGUUCCUCGAAAACUACGACGUUGUACUACGAAGACUUUCAUCCGCCGUAGAUGGCGACGAGCAAUCAGCCCAAACGAUAUCGGUCCAGCUGGAUUCAUCUAAGGAAAGUCUCAGCAGCGUUCAGCUGAUCGACACCGACAACAAAAUUCUUAACAAGAUCCUGUAUUCGUUCAGUGCCCUAUGCCAUGAAGUGGAUCAGUUGAAGGAGGAAUUUGAGCUGAUCAUCCGGGAGUUUCUCUGCUUCGAUGAAUCGCUGGAUGAUAGUACGGAUCAGCUGCGGGAGGACAGCACUGUGUCGGUGGACAAAUCAUCUCUGCUGGCCAUUAGCGGGAAAAUCGAACUCCUGGCCAGGAUUAAAUGCUACUUCGAGCGAAUCGUAGAGGUGGCCGUGGUUAUCGUGUUGCAGCUAGGUGCGCUUUUCGAUCCAUCGAAUAAGCUGGGAAAUUUCAAUUAUACCAAUUGGGAAAUGGAUCUUAUGUUCAACUACCUGUCUGAACUUAUGUAUAUGCCGUUAUUGUUUGACUGUGUCCUCGGAAGUUCAGUCUUCAAAACGUACUGGAAGUUUUAUGUGAAACAAAUGCGAGCACUAAGAAUGAAUCCAAAGAAAAUGACAAAACCGGUCGAAACGGAUCAAAUCUACGAUUUGAACAAAGCUAUCGAUGAUGUUUCGGUGUGGCUCGACGAGAAUGCUUAUAAGCGUAUUUUGGAGGCCAUGUUCAACGCAAAACAGAAGCUGGUCCUUGAGUCGGCAACGAUACUUUCGGAGAAGUUUUUGAAAUACCUUCGACAACGAUUGGUUGAAGUUGGUAGCUACAGCGCGCAUCUGUCCAGCAUUGAUGAAACUACUAACGUAGUUAAGCUGAAUGCCAUGGUUAACUUGUAUCACUAUAUUUUUGUGAGCAUUGACAACAAAGUGAUUAAAAAUUUGAUGGAAAUCAAUGAUAAGUUUUGUGCUGUUCCAUUGUUUGGGAAGGUAAUGUGGAUUCCGGAUGAUUUUUUCCGAAAGUAUGGUCACAAAUCCAUACGCGAUUGCGAUCGUAAUGAUUAUCGCAAAGCACGAGAGGCCGCUCUCACCUACCGAAAGAAAAGCAUGGUUAAGGAGUUACUCGUGUAUUGCAUCCAGAUAACGAGCUGGCUGGUUCGAACCACCGCGGCCUUCAAAACAACAAAGCAUGACACAACGUUGGACAGUUUGCGUCAGAAAUGCGGACUAAUUUUUGAGGGUGUUCACUACGCGCAGGAAAUCAGCUUUCUUGUGCAAUCGAUAACCUCUUUGCAUCUGCUGAUGCACGAAUCCAUCAGUCAGCAGAUGUUUCAUGCGGUGGGAAAGCUUCUGGAGUAUCUGCAAGUUGUUCAGAAUUUUUUCGACAGUUAUCAGCGAGCCAUCGCGGAGAACAACCAGUUUAUAAUCCAGCAUUUGCAGCAUAAAGUUUUUGUUAUUGUAGCGCAUUCCAAGAAAAAGUUAAUAGCCGACGCCAAGCAGGCAAAGCUCAAAAAGAGUGAAAUAUUCAUCGAUAAACUUUCGGCCUUCCACGUGAUCGAACGCUGCAUGAGUGGACCUGCCAAUCGCACUCGUCUAACUAUUGCCCGUUUGGCAAUUUCCAUAAGCGAUCCACGUUUAACUUUCUCUCCAGAAAGCUACGAAAAAAUGCGUAUUCUCCUCGAUCAACUCGACACUCUGGCAAAUCUGCAAACUAAAUUGAAACAUCUCAGCGAUACGCAAUUCCUCUACUGGCAUCAGACAUUCAUUUCGCUAUACAUUUCGGAUUUCUACGAUCAGAGUACAGCUCAAAACAACUUGAAAUACUUGCUGCAAUCCGCUUCGGGCUGCAGUGAUUCAGUAGCUAAGGUCGCUUCCAACGAUUGCAUGCAAAAAGCGGUAACAACACUGGCAAAAAAUCAUCGAAAAUCUUUUCAAGAGAAACUGCUUUGUCAAAUCAGUAACCACAUUGAAUCGUACAUCCGCUUGGACUACUACGGCAAGACUGCCCAGAUUGAGCCUUACAAUCCUUUCACCGACACUACUAUGGCCCUGAGUAAGAUCUACUCCCUAGUAAGAAUGGAGCCCAUUCUCGUCGGUGGUCAGUAUUUCAGUGUGAAGGAACACGUCGAACGUUACCUAAGCAAUACGUACUACACGUUGGCCUCAAUCUCGCAGCACGAUUGGAAGAUCUACAAAGAGAUGCGUUGCCAUGCGACCACUUUCGGGAUCGACACCAUCGAGGAUCAGCUGCCAAAACAAACGCUCGAACAGGGGUUGGAUGUGCUGGAGAUUAUGCAUAACAUCGAACACUUUGUCAGCCAUUACGUGUACAACAUGAACUUCCAAAUCUUCAUCGAGCAGUCGAGUAACAACAACUUCCUUAAUACGGUUAACAUUGGGCAUAUUGCCAACUCGUUGCGGCGUCACGGAAAUGGCAUCAUCAAUACAACGGUGAACUACACAUUCCAAUUUCUGCGCCAAAAGUUCUUUGCAUUCUCGCACUUCUUGUACGAUGAGCAAAUCAAAGCCCGAUUAACGAGUGAUGCUAAAUAUUUCCUGGAGAACGCUGAGGCAUUGAACCAAACGUAUGACUACAAUCGAGCGCAUGCAUUUAAUCGCAAAAUAAAAAAUCUCGGUCUAUCGGAAGCGGGAGAAACCUACAUGGAUUUAUUCAGGAAGUUGAUUUGUCACAUUGGUAACGCCAUGGGAUACGUUCGAAUGAUACGCUCGGGAGCCUUACACGAAUGUACGGAGGCAACGGUUUAUUUACCGCUUAUAGAUGGGGAUUUGAAUUUUUCCAGCUAUUGCAAGGAUGAAUUUCUCCAUGAGAUGACCAUCUCGGCAGCCGAGAUCUUGGAAAGUGAUAUCAAUAAUUUGUAUAAAAACUAUCGAGUUGAUACCAACUAUUUUCGCUUGCUGGUGAAUGCCUUCCUAUCGUUACGUCAUGCGGAGAACAUACAUUUGCAAAACUUUUACAUGAUUGUUCCGCCGCUAACGAUUAACUUUGUGGAAUAUAUUCUGAAGGCAAAAGAAAAAAUAACAAAAAAGGAUAAAGUGGGUGCCUUAUUUACUGACGAUGGAUUUGCCAUGGGAAUUGCAUACAUUCUCAAGUUGCUGGACCAAACCGCGAAGUUUAACUCUCUGCAUUGGUUCCGUUCAGUAAAGAAUAAGUAUAACCACGAAAUCGAAAAACUAGAAAAGCAACAACAGCAGUUCGUAAAAACGGCCGAUGGCGAUAAGCUGAUGCAAACGUUCGCUCUGACACGGAGGCGGCUGAAAAUGGUCCAGCAGGAAUUCGAUCUUCUGUUUUGCAAUUUGAGCAGUGCGAAAAUUUUCUUCAACGAUGCCGUCGAUUAACGGAAAGUGAGUAUCAAUCUACGUACUGUAGUAGGUAAGAUAAUGUUAUGAUAAUCCGAAAUGAACGUUUAUUACAAAUGGAACUGAUCGAUAACACAA